CUAAUUGAUUCGUCGCCUCGUAAAACCCCCUGGGUGCCUGCGAGAAUGGUGGGUGAGAAAAUGGCAGUUUGUAUCGGAUCGGCGCAUCAGUUGUCCAUGGCAAUAAAAUGCCGGCGAAAGGCCCUUGCCUCAUACACUUCCCAAGAUGGCUCAUCCAUCAACAGAGGCGACUGGGUAUGCAUUCCCCGGCGAGCCUUGAUGCAGGAUGGCACUCGAUACAAGGAACCCCCGUAUGCGUAUUUGGCGGCUUUGGAUUCGUUGCGAGCCAACGCCCAGCUCCAGCAGCUUAAGCCAUGCGCUGAAAUGCCUGAUCAGGAGGAGUCCGGAUUGACACAUGUCAGCCAUAAUUGGCCGAUACGGAGUUUCGGCAACAUUCCUGGUGGAUUUGACGUUUCGCCAGUAAUAAAGCUCAUACUGAUUCGCAUCUUGGACGACUGGGAGUGCAGAAAGCCACAUCUCGGAGCGCCGAGAACCAAGGCGUGGGGCCGCUUGGGCUAA
Molecule: messenger RNA, 498 nt
Organism: Trichoderma asperellum CBS 433.97
Lineage: Eukaryota; Fungi; Ascomycota; Sordariomycetes; Hypocreales; Hypocreaceae
Source: RefSeq, a predicted model, not a curated record